AUGCGUUUGGGAUUCCAUUUACCUUCUCGCGAUCUCGAAACUCUAACAUUGUCAUAUCUUUACUCUACGAUCUGUGGCAUCUUUCGCAACACGGAUGCGGAGCAUAUUGGAAGUUUUUGUGAUUUCCUUGGAGAGGGGGAUGCUGUUUCGGCUGAGUUACUUGCAGCCAUCACUGCUAUGGAGAAAAUGAAAGAGAUGGGAUUUCAAAAGGUUUGGUUGGAGUCUGAUUGUUUGUUAGUGAUUAAAGCCUUUUCUGAUAUUAGCUUGGUUCCUUGGAAGAUUCGAUCUCGUUGGCUCGGUUGUUUGGAGCAUACUCGUUCUAUUGAGUUUAUGAUAACUCAUGCUUAUAGAGAGGCCAAUUUUUGUGCGGAUCUUCUUGCGAAUCUCGGUUUGGCGUUGCGUAAUUAUCACUAG
Vicia villosa (hairy vetch) is the source of this 414-nucleotide messenger RNA. RefSeq lists its product as uncharacterized. Bases 1 to 414 code for a protein of 137 amino acids. Gene Ontology annotation, molecular function: RNA-DNA hybrid ribonuclease activity; nucleic acid binding. Lineage: Eukaryota; Viridiplantae; Streptophyta; Magnoliopsida; Fabales; Fabaceae. The transcript has 2 exons. The record is from RefSeq and is a predicted model, not a curated record.